Molecule: messenger RNA, 315 nt
Organism: Entamoeba dispar SAW760
Lineage: Eukaryota; Evosea; Mastigamoebida; Endamoebidae
Exons: 1
Coding region: 1-315 (104 amino acids)
Source: RefSeq, a predicted model, not a curated record
AUGAGUAUUGAUAGUGAAGAAGUGUUUGAUCAAAUUACUGAAGAAAAUAUUAAAAAAAUGAUUCCAUGCAUUGUUAAUAUUUUCAUUGUUGGAGAUAAUCUUCAGAAAGAGUUUGUUGCUUUAGAAUUUGUUUGGGAAAUCACAAGAAAACAUGAACGAAUAUUUGAAGGAACUGAAGGAGUUGUUUUAGCAAAUAAAUUACUACAUUCAUUACAACUCUUUUAUUCAACACCUAAUGUUCAAACAGAUGAUUGUCCAUUGAAUUCUGAUGAGAUGAAAUGGUUAUUUGAGUUUUUCAUGAAUUAUUCUAAUUGA